UACAUUUAUUUUUGUUUUUAAGAUUUACAUUUACAAAUAUUUUUGUUUUUUGUUUUGGUAAAACACCGCAAAUUUGUAGAAAAAUUCUUCCAAAUUCUUGUACAAGAAAGUAGUGGCGCCAUGGAGUUGCAGAAAAUGUUUAGAAUUGUGGAGCUGAAAAGCAAACAUUUAACGCUUUUUCAGGUGAUCUGUAUCGUGCUUUUAAUCCUUUGGUAUGUGUUGAGCACGUACGCGACGCGUGUUAUGAUCGUGUGUGGUACAAUUUUCGGUUUCACCAUAAUAACGGCUGUGCUGGUGGCGCUUUCGUUCCUAUCGUUCAAUGAUGUGGCAGUCUAUCUCGUUCUUGGCGCUAUUUUAUUUCUCAUCUGUGCCGGUUUGUCAUUGGCCACAUUGCCAAAGGAUUCUGAUGGAAAAUUGGCCUAUUUUAUUGCAACAGGCUUUUUUCUCGCUAAUGGUGUUUUAUUUCUAAUCGAUUUUGUUCUCGAAACGAAAAACAAGGAAGUUAUACUAAAUUAAAUAUCCAAGCAUUUCAUAAACACUCUGGUACAAUAUCAAAUUAUAUCAAAAUUUGACCCGGACGGCCAAAAGACUACAUUUUUACGUAUUUUAUUACAAAUCUUUAUUAUCGCUUCCGAAAGAGGCAGUUUUUG
Molecule: messenger RNA, 650 nt
Organism: Bactrocera dorsalis (oriental fruit fly)
Lineage: Eukaryota; Metazoa; Arthropoda; Insecta; Diptera; Tephritidae
Exons: 3
Coding region: 121-516 (131 amino acids)
Source: RefSeq, a predicted model, not a curated record